GUUGUGUUUGGGUUCCGCUCAGCCUGGAUGUUCUUUUAAAUCCGGCCCCGUCACAAAUGGCACGGCGGGCCGCAGACCCACCCUCAUCGAACCGGAGCGGCUGAAGGACUUCGGUGAGGAAGACCUCCUGAACGGGGACGUGAAAGUCCAUGACGACAAAGUGACAGAGACUCCUGAGAUCGUUCUCAUGGAUCCUCCGAAAACCAGACGUCUCAGCGAGUUCAGGAUCGUCACCAGACCGGCUCCUCAGUUCCUGCGCUUUGAGGACAUCAGCGCCGCCGCCUUCAGGAUCCAGACGGAGAUACAGAAGACACCCUGCACGUACUCCAGGCUGUCCAAACAGUACGGGAUGGAGAUCUACCUGAAGAAGGAGCACCUGCACUACACGGGCUCAGUGAAGGAAAGAGGAGUCCUGUACCUGCUCUGCUCCCUCACACAGGAGCAGCAGAGGAAAGGAGUGAUCGUGGCCACUGACUGUAACUUCUCGAUGGCCGUGGCUCAUCACGCCGUGGAGCUGAAGAUCCCGGUGUUCGUCAUCAUGCCGUCAUGCUGCUCCUCGCCACGCCUCAGGAUCUACAGAGACUACGGGGCCAUGGUCAUCUCCUACGGCAGCACGGGACACGACUCCCAGAAACACGCCCGCCACCUGGCUUCAGAGAACGGAUACAUGUACCUGGAAGAAGAUGAGAGUGCAGCGUACCUGGCAGGUCUGGGUACAGUUGGCAUGGAGAUCUACGAGCAAGUUCCUAAACUGGAUGCAGUGAUUGUUCCUGCAGCUGGGCAGUACGGUCUACUGGCCGGUACAGCUGCAGCCAUCAAACACCUCAACUCUAAAAUCCUUGUCAUAGGAAUCGAGCCUGAAAGUUUCCCUUUGCUGCUUCAGUCUCUGAAAACUGACAGUCCAGUCAAAGACAUUCACAGCAACCCCAACAGGAAACUCUACGGAGAUCUCAUGGAGCGUUCGCUCGGUGAAAACACCUUCCAGCUGGCAAAGAAACUCGUGGAUAGAGUCAUUUCUGUCAGUGAGGAGGACUCUCUGGUGGCCAUGUUGCGGUUUCAGGAGUUCGAACGCUCCACAGUGGACACAGAGGGAGCCAUGGGACUGGCGGCCAUCUUGGCUGGACAACUACCAGAACUAAGAGGCAAAAAGGUUGCUGUAGUGGUGACCAGUGCUAACAUGGACCUGGAGCUGGUCCGGCAGUGUGUGGACCGGGCUCUGGUGCUGGACGAUCGGGUUAGCAAGUUCUCUGUGCAGCUGGGAGAAUGGCCAGGAGACAUGGCUAAGCUGCUCGACUUCCUGUCCAGAGAGGACGUCAGGCUGUUGGAUGUCUGCCAUCGGAGACAAGGUGAUAAGACAGACCUGUUCAAAGCAAAGGUGGAGUGUGUGGUGGAAACCAGGGACAGGACACAGAGCGCUCAGCUGCGUAAGACGCUGGGUGAGCGCUACCCGUCUGUUUGCUGGCUGGACCGGUGAUCGCCUCCACCAAAUGAACAUUUACUGAUAAAACAGUAAAAAAGAAGAGGAAAAUAUAUAUUCAUAAAAUCUGUGACGACGUGCAAACACAUCCUGUAAGAUGCACAUGUGAUAUAUAUUAACUCUGUUUCAAGGAACUCAUUAUCUCAUUAAGAGAACUGCUGUUAGCCAAACCUACUGACCGUAUAUCAAUAUGGACAGUGCGUCUCCAUCUCCUCCUGUCGUACAAUAGUGAAGCCAAAAUACCCCUGUCACUACUCAGAAAAAUGAAAAUUAGGACAUAACCCGCAUCAUAAGAACUAACCAUCAUGACAUAUGAUAAUUUAUUUGACGAGUAGUUUAACUUUUAAGUUUGACUUAUGUUCCAUCUGUUAACAUGGAGGAGACAGGGUUUAUGACCUAUUUAGCAGCCAGUCA
Molecule: messenger RNA, 1891 nt
Organism: Labrus bergylta (ballan wrasse)
Lineage: Eukaryota; Metazoa; Chordata; Actinopteri; Labriformes; Labridae
Product: L-threonine ammonia-lyase
Biological process (GO): L-threonine catabolic process; L-serine catabolic process
Molecular function (GO): threonine deaminase activity; L-serine ammonia-lyase activity
Source: RefSeq, a predicted model, not a curated record